Messenger RNA from Oikopleura dioica, 525 nucleotides. The record is from the annotation of a GenBank genome assembly. NCBI's taxonomy places the organism in Eukaryota, Metazoa, Chordata, Appendicularia, Copelata, Oikopleuridae.
AUGGCAGGUUCGAUCGCAACUCCCGAAGCGCCUGUUCAUCCAACUCCACCUAAGGCAGGCGAUUAUCUCCCUCAACCAUCCGUUCCGUUAGCAGGUGCCCCUGAACCACCUCCUCAGCAGCAACAUGCUUAUCCAACUGAGCAACCUCUUCCACUCGACGCGCAUUUUUCUGGAAUUUCUGAAACUCUUUCUUAUUCAACUUCCUCAUCGAUGACUUCUUACUCAAGUGAUCUCCCGUCGAAUUCCCGAAGAAGAAAACAAAUGGAUGAUGAUGUCUUAAUGGACUACAUUUUGCGCUGUUUCUGUUGCUCGAUCGUGUUGUUUCUCACGCUUGUUUUUGUCGGAUGGAUAUUAUGGGGAGAUAAUGAACACCAUUACGAUGGAGGGCCACCACUUGGAUCACCUCAGAAUCCGUUCGUCUUCGCAUCCAGUUUCGUCGACCAAGGGAGCAUUGAUAAUCAAACAGUCAACAUUUGCGAUGGCAAUUUCGAAUACGACGUCUCUUCUUUUGGACACUUUCAGUAA